AUGGCACAUUUUGUUUAUCCUACUGCUAAUCCAAUGGCACCACCUCCGCAAGGCUACCCUGGAGCUCAGACCGCCUAUGUUACUGCAGCUCCUCAGGCAGCCUAUGCUGCUGCAGCAGCACCGCCCAGAGCUGGACAAGCCUACGAAGCCUACCCAGGGGCUGCAGCUUCAGCAGCAGUUCACCCAUCUACCCAGUAUACCUACUCCAGGGCACAAGUUGGUGUCACGCCCACCAUCACCUAUGACCAGUCCAAGGCAUACUAUCAGCCAGCAGCUGCUUCAUACACAGCCACAGCAGAACCUCAGUUCCAAGCAGCUAAACCCGUGUUCAGCACUGGUGCAACCUUUGCUGGCGCACAGAGACAGACUGCGGUGGCCCCUAAAAUCCAGCAACUUCCUGUGUCCUCUGCAGGGGCUAGCUAUGUGUACUCAUCCACUGCACCAGUUGCAACUACUUAUUCAGCAACUGGCUACACCACAGCUACAACGGCACAAACCAACAUCUCAGCUGGUUAUGAUGCUGCCCUUUACUCUGCUGCUACCAACUACUACAGCCAGCAGUCACAAGCCAAGCCAGGCCCCACAACCUGGAUGAUGAAAAAGCCAGCAGGUGGCAACCAGUACAAGCUCAAGCCCAAAGGUCCACCUAAAACUCCCCAGCUCCACUAUUGUGAAGUCUGCAAGAUCAGCUGUGCUGGCCCGCAGACGUACAGAGAGCAUCUUGAAGGCCAGAAGCACAAGAAGAAAGAAGCUGCCUUGAAGGCUAGUCAGCCAGCAGGUCGGCAGGCACACAACCAGAUGAGAUGUGAACUCUGUGAUGUCACAUGUACAGGUGUGGAUGCCUAUGCUGCCCACAUUCGUGGAGCUAAACAUCAGAAGGUUCUGAAGCUGCAUACAAAACUUGGCAAGCCCAUCCCACCAGCAGAGCCAGUCGUCCCGGCCAGUAAAGUGGCUGCAAAGACUGCUGUCGUCAGCAAGCCAGCCAUUGUUUCAGCAGCUGUGAAACCUAAGAUAGUGUCUGCUCCUAAAAUUAAUUUUGUUGGUGGUACUCAGCUGAAAACCAUGGCAGGAAAACCCGAGGAAGUGAAAGCACCUGCUGUUGUUGCAGCCACAGUGGCACCUGCCUCUGCAGUUACUGAGGUUGUGUCUGAAACCAAUGACACCAUGUUAGAUGAAGACGAUGAUGGCAAUUCUGCAGAAGACAAGGAUGUGACUCCAGUAGGUCAUGAGUACAUCGAGGAGAUUAAGAAUGAAAUUGGAAAAGUUGUCAGCUUCAACUGCAAGUUAUGUGACUGCAAGUUCAAUGACCCCAACGCUAAGGAAAUGCAUUUGAAAGGUCGCCGCCAUCGUCUCCAGUACAAGAAAAAGGUGGACCCCAACCUGCAGGUGGAUGUGAAACCCAGCAUACGGGUUCGCAAAAUUCAAGAAGAUAAACUGCGCAGACAGGCCCAGAAGGAAGAAUUUUGGAGGCGGAAAGAACAACAGGAGCGAAUGCGUGAAGAAAUGAGAAUGGAGGAUGAGAUUUACUGGGGUCAUCGGCGCCUGGAAAUGAUGGGAGGGCCUGUUUUCCCGGAGUACAUGGAUUGGCAGAGGUUUGGACCCAUGCCACCCAUGGGGCCAAUGGGACCCAUGAUGAGGCCUCCAUUUCCUGUUCAUCCAAUGCAUAUGCGGCGACCUGACACAUCAGACGACAGACAUGUUAUGACUAAACACAGCUUCAUCUAUCCCACAGAGACGGAGCUUCAAGCAGUUCAGAGUAUUGUUUCAGCAUGUGAAAAGGCUUUGAAGUUGGUUUCAGAUUCGCUGACUGAACCUGUUCCCAGCAUUGGCAUGGAUACUGAAACUGAACAGGGUGAAGAUGUGACUGCUGUAGGUCAGGAUGGAGACAAGGAAAGUGGUGAGAAAAAAGAGGAGCCAGUGUCUAACAGACUCCUGAAGGGUGUGAUGAGAGUCGGAGUGCUGGCCAAGGGUCUUCUUCUCCAUGGGGAUCUUAAUGUCAACCUGGUUGUCCUUUGUGCUCAGAAGCCAACUCGGAGAUUGCUGAAACAAGUGGAGGAUGUCCUGCCCAAACAUCUGGCGACUGUCUCAAGUACACAGUACGAGGUGCGCCGUUGUGUUCAAGAUGCUUCUCUUAUAGUCAGCUGUGACGAGGAGCCAGCAACCAGCUGUACCAUCACCCUGACAUCACCUGUCAUGAGAGAGACCAACCAGCCUGAAGGAGAGACGGUUAACGUCAAAGAUCCACUGGAUGUCCUCGACAGGCAGAAAUGCCUCGAUGCCCUAGCUGCUCUACGUCAUGCGAAAUGGUUCCAGGCUAGAGCAAAUGGAUUGCCUUCCUGUGUAGUCAUCAUCAGGAUCAUGCGUGAGCUGUGUCAGCGUAUCCCUACCUGGGCUCCGCUACAUGAGUGGGCGAUGGAGCUGCUAGUUGAAAAGUGUGUCAGCACAGGCGGGCCAAACAUGGCACCUGGCGAUUCUCUCCGUCGUGUCUUUGAGUGUAUUGCUUCUGGAAUCCUAUUGCCAGGAGGUCCAGGCUUGUACGAUCCUUGUGAGAAGGAGGCUUAUGAUGUGACAGCCACGCUGACCAACCAGCAGCGAGAGGACAUCACAGCUCUUGCCCAGCAUGCCCUGAGACUGAUAGCAUUCCGUCAGAUCCACAAAGUUCUGGGCAUGGAUCCUCUGCCAGCUCCACGGUUCCCUGUUCGGCGGUUUAAUAAUCGCAAGAGACGUAACACCAGCAGUACCGGAGAAGAAGGGGCUGAGAAGAAGGACAAAAAAGAACCAGAAGCAGAGGCUGCACAGUGA
Candidula unifasciata is the source of this 2802-nucleotide messenger RNA. Lineage: Eukaryota; Metazoa; Mollusca; Gastropoda; Stylommatophora; Geomitridae. The record is from the annotation of a GenBank genome assembly.